AUAUUUCUACUGAUAGCACCGGUAAAGUAUGAAAAUGUGAAAGUUUCAUUUAAAGCGUUUUCGUAUCUUACAAAUUAAGAAAUAAAAGGAUGUCCGUAAAAAUAAAUGUCAAUGGAAAUUUCAAAAAAUGUAGUCGCUCUCAUGCAAUAUUAGAAGAUCCUCAACGUGUAAGAAAAGAGGAAGAAAAAAAUCGAAGAAAAUUACGUUUACUACAGGUCCGGGAAAAAGCAAAAAAUGUGGCUCAAAAAGUUAGAUAUGAAGUUGCUGCAGAAAAAGAACGACAGUUAAAAAAUUUGGAAGAAGCUAAGGCCAAGGAAUUGGAUAUUUGGCGUAAAGACAUGAUUAAGCAACAUAGUCAAGCGUAUUGUUCUGCCAUUGGUAAAAUAGGGCAAGCUCAUCGGGCGGCUAAAAAAGAAAAUCAGAAGUCUGUUUGCGUGAACGCAAAUAGAGCUCCAAGAAAAAUUUAUACUAAUCAAAAGAAGUGUACUUGUUGUAAGGAAUCAAAAUGUAUCAGUACUCAAACAGACAAAGUCCAAAGCGAGGCAGAUAAUGAUGUGAGUAAACGCAGGAAACCACUCAAGUGUGUAUGCGAAAAAGCAGAAGUGGCAAAAGACAACGAAUUUGCCGGUAAACGAAAACGCACUAUUUCUUUUUCCUCAUCCAGCAGCGAUUCAGAGAGUGAAAUAGAUCCAAAAGGACGGUUUGAAUUGGAAAUAACAGAUAGUAGUUGCUCAGACAGUAGCUCACUGUCAUCAACGGAGUGUGUAAGCACGGCAAAGAAAUCGGAAACAGAGAAAAAAGUCUCUCAAAAAAUACCUUGUACAGUUCUUGAUGUUGAAAUUGAUAGCAAUAAUUCUAUCGAGAUUGUCAGUCCUCAUGGGGGACUAGAAGGCCAGAAAGUUAUUAAAAUUCGUCCUAGCAGAAGUAGUAAGAAAGACAAGCAAACUGUGGAGAAAAGAGUACAGGCUGAAUCAGUUUCGCAGAAUUCGUCAGAGCUUACAAGCAGUACGAAUAAAAAAGACAAAAAAAAUGUGGAUAGAAAAGCAGAGUCUGAAUCUGCUCCAGAGAAUUCAUCAGAGUGCAUAAGCAUAUGUUUUAGUCCUUCUAAAAAACCUGCAUUGGCUUCCAAAAAACCAAAUGAAGAGAAACGUUUUACACUUGUUUCCAAUUUGAUAAAGAAACAUCAAAGCACGAAUACUAUAGUGACGCCAGAACUCUCGGAAAAAGAGAAGUCUUCUCCAUCUAAGCAAUCAAUAACAACUUAUACGACGUCUCAAUCUCAUUCAGGUAUCGAAGCACCGGCGCCAUCCCAAAAAACUUCUUCGAUAUCAUUCAAGAAUGCCACAGUGCCACAAUCUCGACAAACCUUCCUUGUAUCAAACAACGGCAGCGGUAGUUCUGGACGGGUGCAAUUUUACGAUUAUAACACUAAGCAGUCCAAGGGCUACCUACAACCAGCACAUGUAACGAUAGAACGUCAACAAGAUCGCUUACAGCCGACGGCAAUGGAAGAUGCUGCAAAAGAAAAACAAUUACAAAAGGAUCGUGACGAAGCACGAAUUAAGCAAAAUAAAAAAAUGGAAGAACGUGGACAAAAAGCACUUGAUCGUGAACAAGUUCGGCAAGACUGCAACGAACUCACCGAAAAAUUGGAAGCUCUCACAAAACAGUAUCCACGCCAGUUGCCAACGCGCGAUAAUACGGAACACUUUUUUGAGGAUAAACGUGUACGUAAUGAGGCGAAACUGAAUGCUGCGGUAGAAGAAUUGUUAAGUCGACCAACAAUAAUCACGUGUUCGGAAAUCUACAAACCAGGGCCUAAUGUAUUAAAAACUUCCACAAAAAGUGCAAAAUUACAAAAUGAAUUAAAUUUAGGUUGCACACCAUUACCAGCGGACGACGUGUCAAGUGAUAGCUGCUGUUCCAUACUAUUGGAUUAUGUUGAAGAUCAAAGCAAACAAUUGUACAGCGAUUUGCAAAAAUCGGAUCAAAAUAAGGAAAAGUCCACACAUCUUAAAAGUUUGUUGAAACGUUUGGAUGAGUUUCGCAAUUGUUUGCUGAGAGAAUUGAAAGAUGAAAGUCAAAAAUCGAAAAAAUGUCGGAAAGAUGACAUGCGGCGUAUAGUGGAGUCCGUUACUGACUUGCUAAAAGAAUGUUACAAUAUCCCUGAAACAAAAACUAAAGAAAAGAUAGAGAAGGAAAGCAUGGAGGAGUCGAAAAAGGUAGUUUUGACAGAUCCAAACAAGGCUUUGGAAAUCGUUAUCACAGUGAAAGGAGAUGAAGGUCGGCAGAUAAGACAUUCUGGUAAAAUUAAGAAAAAACCUGCAAAGACUCCUUCAAGACUGACAGCUCUAGUAAAAAGUCCUCAUAGUAAAAAAGUAAUCCCGUUAAAGAAACAACGAACAUCUUCGCAAAAGCAAGAGUUGAUACGUUUAUACGAUUCUAAUUCCACUUCGUAUCAAAGUUUACCACCGGAAAUGGUUACAAAACUUGACGAUUUAAUGAAACAGCAAUUAUUGGAUAAAACCCAUCAUCACAAAGACAACGAACCUAGUACUGAGAGAAAAGCAACAAAAAGAUCUGCGCCACCGCCACUUAAUCCUCUAACUGCACAGUACAUACAACGUUUAUUGGCAAUGUCACAUGGAGAUAUUCAGAAACUUGGAGUAAGUUCAUCAGAAAUAGAAACACCAAGUUCAUCGAUUAUAAAUACACCAAAUAAUUUAACCAGUUCAUCAGAUAUUGUUUCGAAUGAACGGCUUGAAUUCAUACAGAACUUUAUAGAAGAUAAUCGCAGUUUUAUAAAAGAACUUGAGCACACCUUAGAUACGCAUAACACAUUGCCAGGUGACGCAAGCAUAAGACUUUUGGACGACUUAUGGCGUAAACGGCUUUUCUUUAAAGAGGGUCAAAUGCCUACCAAAAUUAAAGACGAUAAGCAACGCCAUAACGAUUGGGAUGUUGAAAAUCUCCGCCACGCAGAUUCAAUUAUUCAAGAUAAAGCGUCUAAAGAACCGCAUGGUGAGAAGCAGCGCCAUGCAGAUGCGAAUAUUCGAAAGAAACGCCCUCAGACGUUUGACGUUGAAACACGACGUAAUAUGGAUAUUGAUUCUCAAAAGAAACGUCUUAACGUUGUAAAUGGUCAAAAACAAAGUCAAAAAACCGAUAAGAGGCAGAGUAGAGCAGGGCAGCCUAAAUCAAAAAUAAUAAAGCAACGAGAAAGCAAAAAACCGGAAAAAGGACAGGAGGAGGAUCAGGAACAAGAAACAGAGAACGAAGAAGAAGGGGAAGGCGAAGAAAAGGGAGAGGAAGAGGAUGAGGAGGGAGAAAAAGAAGAAGAGGGAGAGGCUUCCGUUGACACUUUAUCUAGCGAAAGUUCAGGCAAAAAUGCUCGUCGUGGAACAGUUGAAAAGCUAACACAAACCUCAUCAACAUUAGAAAAAGCACAAAAAGUAGAUAAAGCUGUAGAAACAAAUAUUGCGGAGACACCUGUUAUCGUAGAGGCUAGCCAAAGAUUAACGGAGAAUUGUGCGCUACGUAUUGCUGAAUUAACAGAACUUAUCAAUCGAGUAAGAGAAGAAAAGCAACGCCUUUUAGAAGUUACGUUAAGCUCGACUAGUGAAACCGGGCUUCAAUCGACAGAAUACUUGGAAUUACCAGAAGGCAGUGGAUCAAAUAAAAGAAUUGAUCUAAUUGAAACGGGGGUAAAUUUGAAGAAAGACAUAGCAAAACUAACUCCUUUGAGUAAAACUCAUGCUAUAGGCGAUAGUCGAGAUAGUGGAAUAUAUGAUUCACGGCCUGCUACUGCUCAAGGUGAACGCACCGACGCUGAACCUGACUCCCGCACAUCUCCAGAACAACACAGCAAGCAACAACGUAAACAAAAACCACCACCCACUAUCCAGCGAUUUAGUCCACAAUUUGCAGAAGCAGAGCCGAUUCACGAGCUCUCUACCAUUUUAGAAGUAGAAACUCCGGCGACAUCACGUAUAAAUGCAGCUCAAAAUGCGGUCGAAAGUGUAAAUGCUCCUCAAUCUCCUUCACAAACGACAUUUCCAACCUUUGAACAAUAUGUAAAGCAAAAUAAUUUAGAUUUAACACAAUUAGACGCCGCGCAAAAUGCCCAAUUGCAUAUAGACUUUUGUCAAUACAUUGACAAACUGCAAAAACAACAAAUAAAGUCACCGCCAAAAUAUAAAGAAUUUCCAACUGCUAAGGAUUACAUGCAACAUUUUUUGGACAGUGACUCCAGAAUAUCCCAAUGUGCCAUAUCAGAGACAAGUACCGAACCUGAGGAGCGAACUGAUUUAAAAACUGUUUCCCCUGUAAAUUUUCCUAAAUCACACGAAUAUACAAUUUGCACAACAUCCGAGUCAACUGAAACUAAGCAACAGUUAAUGAUAUCAAAAAGUAUUGGGAAAUCUUCCUCCUCAAAUGAAUGCGAAUCCAUUAAUAUUGAAGAGGAAUUGAAAAAACGAAAUAUUUUAAAACAACCAUUUCGCUCUAGUGAAAAGAAAAAGGCAGUUAGGACCAGUGCUAAUCCAGAGGCUGAGUUCUUUGCUGACGUCAUGCCCAUAGAAAGCGGUAUUGAAAAGCUGUCAACCUCCGAGCAAACAGCAGACAGUUUGGAAGAUACUUUGAUGCAACUACUAAAGCAAUGGCCUGAAUUAAUACGACGCAACGUCAAAGAAAAUUUAUCUUUCAAACAUAUGGAGAACCAGCCAUGUGCCACCAUGGAGGCCAGUCAAUCCUUGAAUAUACGCGAUUUUCUGACAAGAGAGCUUCUAAAACAUGCCGCUCUAUCUUCAUCACUUAGCUCUAGUAGUGAGGACUCAUUAUGCAAUCAAUUCUUGCUUUCCAUUAUUGGUUCCAUAAGUCCACGACAAAAUGUUAAGAUAGAUAAAAAAACAGCUCCCCGAAUUGUGGAACACCAAGUGACUUCUACACCAGUUGAAGAGAUGCGCUCAACAAACUACGAUUCUUCUGAUAUAUCGUCUCAAAUGUUUACAGGAGAGAGUACAAUUUCGUCGAUUCGUUGUCAACAACAGCAGCGCAAAUGUUCUGUACUAUCUGCAAAUAAUAAAGGCCAUGCCGCCGGUGACAGAAGUUCGAGUACCUAAGUGAAACGUACUAAGAGCCAAUCAUGCGAAAGCAGGUUUGAUUGUAGAUCAUGA
Molecule: messenger RNA, 5174 nt
Organism: Glossina fuscipes
Lineage: Eukaryota; Metazoa; Arthropoda; Insecta; Diptera; Glossinidae
Gene: ana1
Product: transcriptional regulator ATRX
Exons: 7
Coding region: 90-5120 (1676 amino acids)
Source: RefSeq, a predicted model, not a curated record